This is a messenger RNA of Rubroshorea leprosula, 1979 nucleotides long. The record is from the annotation of a GenBank genome assembly. Lineage: Eukaryota; Viridiplantae; Streptophyta; Magnoliopsida; Malvales; Dipterocarpaceae.
GGUCGAAGAAGACUAAUGAUGAUUGGCGUCAAGCCAAGCUUGAAGAAUAUGGGUUGCAAACAAGAAGGGGUGGCGGGCAGGGUAAGAAGAACUAUAAUAUAAGAAAGGUUCGUCAUACUGGUCGAUGUAGAUCUUACGUGAGCCUAUGGAUUGCCUGAUCACGAGAUCCUUUCGAUGAGUUCAGAAAGCACACGUCUUGAGGGAAAUCUCCAACCAAGCUAUCCCUAUCUCUUGAAUUGAAGUUGGACCCCCCUCGCUUCUGCCAAGCAUCGCUGCUUCCGAAUUGCGCGAAUAAAUGAUGACCGCCGGGGGAAUAAAGAUGUAGCUAUCUUUCUUUCACUCAUCGAGCGAAAAAGCCGCCACUUCCAUCGAGGGGGAAAUGCAUGCUCCUGCUUACACAUUAGGCCGGGCGAGUGUCGAAUCCUGGUUCGAUAGCCCAGCACAGCACCUCCUGAGGCAGCAGACCCCUCCUCCUUCAAUAGCUUCAUCAGGCCAGCUAGCCCAGGUCAAGCCGUGUCCAGAGGCACAAAUCAACCUAUCACCUCUGGUAAUUGAGCCUCCAGUUCCUCCUAUCCCAGUUCCAGUAGCUCCCCUAGGAUUACCUAUCAUAGCAAAUGCUAACCAGUUGCCUAGGACAAUCCUUAGGUCAGGACAGCUCAAUAGGACUCAAGCCUCCAUAUCCAUCCUAGAGCUCCUACAAGCCUCUCCUAAGCACCAGGAAGUUUUCAAGAAGUUCUUGGCCGAUGCCCGGGUACCUGUAGAAAGCACCCCUACUGACCUAGAGAAUGUGGUAGGAAUUAUCACUGCACCGAUGGCCAUAUCCUUCUCAGAUGAUGACCUACCCAAUGGACUCUCUGGCUCCUUCUCCCGUGUACAUUACAUCACCGCUUAUGAUAACUCGAGAAGGCCAGCAAGAGGCAGGCUGAUUGCCGAUGUCCAAGUCUCUGCCGAAGUUCAACCGGCAUUGACCGCAGAUUUCGAGAACGUGAGCUUCAUGCCAUCUAUAGAAGUAGGAGGUCAGUUCGUGCCACUAGAGAGUAUGGGGAUGGCUCCUUCCACCCAUGUUUCGGUCCUAGACAUCAAUACUCCUUGGGUCACCCAACGGUGUUUGGUAAUCUCAAUUGAGGAGCUCUUCUCCUACCCCAAAUGUGAGAGGCUUAGACCUAGGAAAUGGUCAAGACCUGCUUCGGCGUCGAGCGCCGACCAGGAUGACUGUAUGGCCGCUGAGUUCUUUAGUGAUGCUGCUUGCUGUGAUGAUAGACCUUCUUUUGGUCUAAUUGGAGGGUGCUCAUCCCCUCCCUCUCUUUUGAAGGACAAUGGACCUGCCUCUUGUCCUCUUGCUUUGUCACCUGAUGAACCCACGGAGGCUAUCUCUUGCUGCACAAGAUUAACUGCACGAGGAGAGGAGCAGUUUGACCUAUCCCUCUUCUCUGGAUAUCGGGACCUUUUCUUGUCCUUCGAAGACUCCCUCACUGACGCACUUGUGGCCUCCGACUCUUAUCCUUGGCCCUAUUCCUCUUGGCCAUUUGUGCCAACUGGGUGGAGGAUGAAUCCUAGCUGGGGCACCUCCUCUUCCCUUCGUCUAUCUCUUCUGUCAUUGUUCAUCCUCUUCUUCUUCUCAGUGGCCUUCGUACUCCCUUCAUUUGAAGUUCUUCCGUAUGUGUUGGAUGUCCUCAUCUUGUGCUUGUGGGUCGUCUUCUACCCGCUGUUCCCGUCGUAUUGGGAUUUUUUUGGGCUUAGAUAGCUAGGCUUUCCAGAACUACACUCGGCUUUUCAGGAGGCAGGUAUGUAGGCAGAUGUAUCAUAUGCUGUAAAUGUUAACGGAACUCCAUAUGGAAACUUUGUAGGAGCUAGGGGAGUUUAGCAGGGGAACCCAUUUUCGCCUUAUCUAUUUACUAUUGUAAUGUAGGGGUUCUCAAGGCUUCUUGAUAUUUAUAUAUAUAUAUGGGAAAGGGCUAUAAGAAAAAAAGGACUCUACA